ACAUUCAUCAUCCUUAUGAAUAAAAUUGUGAUAUGCUUCGUGCUGCUUCACGAAUUAUUGUCUUAAGACUGAAACUGAUGUCGACGAAAACAUAAUAAUGUAAAAUUCUUUUAAAAAUGAAAAGAAAAUUAUUUACUUGAAAAAAAUCAACACAAUUACUGUUUUCUUGUUCUAUCUUUGUAUUUUGGUGCUCCAAUUUGUUAAAAACAAAUUAAAAAACGUUAAUUACAUGAAAAUAAUUCUUAUGUAUUUGUGUUUUCAUUAGUUAUCUUUGUUAUCUAAUGCCAAUGAAAUAUUUUUUGUCAGUUUCAUGAUUUUUAUAAAAUGUAUAAUUUUUAAACUUAUGAAAGUAUCUGGAAUUAAAUAACUUAAAACAAUAGUGAAAUUGUAAAUUACUAAGAAAAAUGUUAUGGAUAUAAAGUUUUGUCCUCGAUGAUUUUCAAUAAAAAAUAAGAAUAAAUAAGUAAAUGUUUUAUUAGUUAAAAAAUAUUCCUGGUUAAUUAAUUUGUUAUUAUUAAAUUUAGUUUUUUUUUGUCUUUCAAUUUUAAUUCAUAAAAUUAAUUAAUUUGAAAUCGACUUAUCUUGUCAAUAUAAUAAUUUGUUCAUUAAGUAUUUAUAACUAAAGGUUUGGGCAAUAAUGGAAUAUUUAUAUUACAUUUAAACUCUAUUGAGAAACUGUCCUCUCAAUUGCCAGGUUAGACCAUUUCUGAAAACAUCAAACUGUUUUGGUUCGAUAAUCUGUACUAUACCCUACAUGCAAUUAUACAAGUAUACAUACUAUGUAUAACCACAGCGUACAUCUGACAUCAAUCAGCUCUUGUAUCAAUAUGGCGUAGCAGAAUACAAAACUCGUUGUUUUUGAAAAAAUUUAAGUUUUAAAAAAAAUUAAGGUAACAUGUCAUUAUAAUUAAUACAGCGUAUCGUGCAAUUUUUUAAUCGCUUUAUGAAUGUAGUAGUACUUCUUCAAAUUGUUAGAUAUUACUAGAUAGUGAAGAACCUUAACAUAACCUUUAACUGUUAAUAAAAAAAGUUACAUCUCUUAUAAUAAUGUUUGAGUGGGCCUACAGUGGAGUAAAUGCUUCAAUUCCAAGAAACGUAGGACCAGAAUGUGCUGCUUAUCUUUCUAAAAAAAGAAGAAUAAUAGAAACUUUUUUGGUUUCAAUAUACAUAAUUUUUUUAUUAAUAUGGAGCUUAAAAAGAAUGACUUUACCGAAAUCAGUACCAUAUGUACAACAAAUAAGAAAAGGCAAAGUAUUUUUACUUACAACAAUGUGUUUAGUAUUUGGAGUUGAAAUUGGUUUCAAACUCUCUAUGAAAACAUUUGUAUAUAUUUUGAAUCCUUGCCAUGUAAUUACUAUCAUUGAGAUAUAUCUGUUAGCUGUUGAACCGAAUAGUCCUACUGUCACAGCAAUUUUUAGAAUAGUAGUUUCAGGAUUGAAUGGGCCAGUUUUAGCCUAUGUGUUUCCUGAGACUGAUUGUAGACCAAUGUUUGCAGAUAAAGCAGUCUAUUAUAUUCAGCAUGGCUUGAUGGCUAUAGUUCCUUAUUAUUUAAUACGACUUGGAGGUGCUUAUAAUGUUGAACCAUUGACUGACAUGAGUUGGUCAAUUUUCGGAUAUGCUGUGAGUUUAGCUUAUCAUUUUUGGAUUCUACAAAUUGUAGGAAUGCUUGUCCAAGUCAACUUGAGUCACAUGUUAUGUCCUGCUAUUCUGGAUCCAUUUGAUGGUCAAAAUUAUAGAAUUUGGGCAACCUGUCAUCAGUUAUUACUUAUUCCUCUUCUUUACAAAUUGUUUUGUGUAAGUGCGUAUUUUUUCCUGAUCAAAUGUCCAUUAACAAGAGUAAAACCAACUCUUGAUUAUAUGCUGAUAAAUUACACUGUUAAACAAAAAAGUAUAAAUAAUUACGAAGUUACAAAUAGUGGCGGAAAUUUACAUAGACACAGUGAAUGAAAGCUAGUCAAAUUAAACUGUGAUAGUAUUUUUUGCCAAUUCAUAAAUAUUCACUAUGUAAGCACGUGAUAAUUACGCCUAAUGUAAAAAAAUAAAAAUUUGAACAUUAAAAUAACUAUCUUUCGAUCAAGAUGAUAGUAAUUGAUUGAUUAAAACGUUGUACUCUACUGGCAUCCAGUGUUUUACUAUCUAAAAAAAUUUAACUGAGUAAUUUAAUUUAUAAAGCUAAAUGCUUGAAAGUGUAGUCUUUAUUGUUUGCGUAAUUAUUGUAUAAAACAAAUAAUGUAACACUAAUGAUAUUUUUAAUAUUGUGUGUAAAAUCUAUAUUUCUGUAAAAAAAACUAAGCACCAAUGUCUGAAAAUCGGUACUAUUAGUCAUAAGAAUUUUAAAAGUAUAUUGCUAGAGUUUGUCAAUUAAGUAAUUACUGACUCAUUUUUACCACUUUGAUGUUGUGGUAUGUGGUCUAAAACGAGUACCUUGUGAGUAAAUGUCAAAGCUAUAGAUGAUUAGUAACUGAGAUUUUCAUAACAAAUGAGAUUAUUUUGGGACUCUUAUACCUGACAAGUUGUGAAACUGUUGUAAAAACACAUAAUAUACUGUAAAAUAAUAUAAUAUAUAUACAGCCUUGCUGUUGUUAUGUUUGACCGUCGACAGUUCUUUUAUUACAUAGCCGUAGUUUCAGCAAAGGAGUAAUAAGUAACGAUAAAUACCGAAUAAUUACAUACCAAAGAAAAUAAACAAAACGUUAUGAUCAAAAAAUUCUAUUCAUGAUAUGUACUUUAACUCAUUCAUCUGUUACAUCAAUAAAUGCACUAUAUGAACGCCGAGUACAAAUUUCCUUUGCGAUACUAGUAUAAGAUACAAUGUACAGACAUUAGUUUAAUUUAUUCCAGAUGUACUCCACUAGUUACUCAUGAAAGCAUUUUGUUGUUUAGCGAAUAGUGUAUAAAAAUGUAAUGGAAAUUAUUGCAAAUAUACAUACAUAUUAUAUUUAUU
Messenger RNA from Phymastichus coffea, 2944 nucleotides. RefSeq names its product transmembrane protein 164. Lineage: Eukaryota; Metazoa; Arthropoda; Insecta; Hymenoptera; Eulophidae. The transcript is spliced from 6 exons. Bases 1048 to 1947 code for a protein of 299 amino acids. The record is from RefSeq and is a predicted model, not a curated record.